AUGUAUCCAGAAUUACCGGAUAUUGAACCUUAUGAGUCUCAACUAGCAUUCGAAACUUUCCCUACCGUGGGAUUAACAAAGACAUACUGUAUAAAUGGACAAAUAGCUGACUCAUCUUGUACAGCCACCGCAUAUUUGUGUGGUGUGAAAGCCAACCGCGGAACCAUAGGCCUGUCCGGGGCCGUACCGCGCUAUGACUGGGCCGCUUCGUUGCAGGAAGCGGCGAGACUCAGUUCUAUAGCGGCGUGGGCUCUCGAUGACGGACGGGGUGCCGGUAUAGUGACGACCACGCGCGUUACUCACGCCUCACCAGCCGGGGCAUUCGCUAAAGUCGCUAACCGUCAUUGGGAAAAUAAUGCAGAAAUUCUUAAGGAUAAUCAGGAUCCAAACUUGUGCUCUGACAUCGCCCAACAGCUUGUGCACUCGUAUCCUGGAAACCGUUUUAAAGUAAUAUUGGGUGGAGGCAGACGAGAGUUUUUACCAAUUUCUAUUUUAGACGAAGAAGGUACUGCAGGUAGACGAACUGACGGCCGCAAUUUAAUUGAAGAAUGGCAAGCGGACAAGAGGGCCCGAAAUGUGACGUACAAUUAUGUGUGGAACCGCAAUCAACUAAUGAAUAUUAUAGAACCUCUGCCAGAGUACCUAUUAGGACUAUUUGAAGGCGAUCAUCUGCCAUACCAUCUUGAAGCCGAUUCCGCGACGGAGCCUUCACUCGCUGAGUUGACAGAGUUUGCAAUUCGAUCGUUAAGUCGUAAUGAAAAAGGAUUUUUCUUGUUUGUGGAAGGCGGACGAAUCGAUCAUGCGCACCAUGACAACCUGGCGGAACUAGCGCUAGACGAGACGCUGGAGAUGAGCGCGGCCGUGGCUCGCGCCGCCGAGCUGCUCUCCGAGGACGACUCGUUAAUUGUUGUGACGGCAGACCACGCACAUGUCAUGACGCUCAACGGCUACUCGCCGCGCGGCACCGACAUCCUCGGGCCCUCCAACGAUAGGGACGAGGCAGGCGUGCCUUACAUGACGCUCAGCUACAGCAACGGGCCAGGCUUCAGGCCGCACAUCAACGGCACACGUGCUGACGUCACGACUGAGCCUAACUACAGGCGAGUCGAGUGGAUGAGUCACGUAGACGUGCCGCUCGAGUCGGAAACGCACGGCGGCGAGGACGUGGCGGUGUUCGCGCGCGGGCCGCAGCACGCCAUGUUCGCGGGGCUGUACGAGCAGAGCCAGCUGCCGCACCUGAUGGCCUACGCCGCCUGCAUCGGCCCCGGCCUGCACGCCUGCAGCGCCGCCGCUACACAACUCCUGACUCCGGCGCUCCUGGCGGCGACAACUUAUUCCAUACUAUUAAAAAUUUAUAUUUUAUUUGAGUAAAUGAAAUUAUAACAUAAGUUAAUAAGAUUGUAAUUUCUUAACAAGUAACUAAAAAUGUAUGCUAUUUUUAACAUAUUAGAUAAAUAUAUUUAAUAAUAGC
This is a messenger RNA of Papilio polytes (common Mormon), 1471 nucleotides long. RefSeq names its product membrane-bound alkaline phosphatase-like. Gene Ontology annotation, molecular function: alkaline phosphatase activity. The record is from RefSeq and is a predicted model, not a curated record. The coding region runs from base 1 to 1371 and encodes 456 amino acids. The transcript has 6 exons. Gene Ontology annotation, biological process: dephosphorylation. NCBI's taxonomy places the organism in Eukaryota, Metazoa, Arthropoda, Insecta, Lepidoptera, Papilionidae.